AGCAAAGAGGACAUGGAUGGAGUGGCUUAGGCCAGACUUGUCAAGGGAAGAGGGAGUCAAGGAAAGCUGCCUGGGGGACAAAGGUGGCUCAUGGAGAACUGUGGGCUGGGGAGAGGGCGACCAGGUGAAGAGUCAAGAACGCCCCAAAUGGAGGGUGAGUGGGGAGUGGGGGUCGGACCUCAAGAUUCCAGGCGUGAUGUAGGGGAGGCUGGUGGCGCCCGAUGCCCUGGUCCUGCCCCCAUGCCCAGCGGUUGCGGAUACUGCGCCCACUAAGCCAGGUUUUGCGGGGACGACCCUGCAUACCCGGAGACUGCCUGCUGUACAAGCCCCGCCGGGCUGGCGCUCCUAGAGGCGGAGGGUCGGCCUUUUCAACCCAACCAGGAGGUAGAAUUAAGUCUUCUCUCGGAAGUGUAUGGUCGAGCUAAAGGUGACGACCACUAAGGGUCAUCUGACAUUGUGAUUGGUUAAUAAUCCCAGGACAAAAUCACUGCGCAAGCGUAAGACGGCUGCACAGAUGUUUGAUAUAAAAGCUUGGGCGGAGUGUGCUGUAGAAGGGGCUGCAAAGGACCCACAUGGCUUCCUUACAACAGGUAUGGUGGCCCUCACGCCACUGUUUCUGGCCAGCGCUGCACCGUCCUGGGAAUUGGCCAAGAUGAUCGAGGCCAGGGAAAAGGAGCAAAAGAAGCAACAAAAAUGUUAA
Phacochoerus africanus (Common warthog) is the source of this 700-nucleotide messenger RNA. Its product is annotated as small integral membrane protein 15-like. The record is from RefSeq and is a predicted model, not a curated record. Lineage: Eukaryota; Metazoa; Chordata; Mammalia; Artiodactyla; Suidae. The transcript has a single exon. The coding region runs from base 515 to 700 and encodes 61 amino acids.